AUGGUGCGAUCACUUCCAUUACGAAGUGGUUAUUUUAAAACUCCAGAUCUUUCGGAGAAUGAUGAAGCAGAAUUAUUAGCCUGGGGUCGUUCUCUUGUGCCUGAUUUAGUACGUCAGCCUGAAGUUGAGUGGACAAUGCUCUAUGAACGUAAAGGAAUGCAAUUAUGUGAAGAUCGACAAAAGGGUGGACUUACAUACUCAAUUCGAUCUGUAGCUACAGUCCGUGCGACUCUAGAUGAUGUGAUGGAUAUUUUCUUAGCACAGAAUACAAUGGACUAUCGAUCACUCAUGCAAUUACAGCUACGUGAAUUCUUUACAGAUGCUGCCGUGUUAUUUCAUAAAGAACAGAAUGAUUCCGAAGCUCUAAGUAUUAAAUGGACAGCAGCAAGGACGAAAAAAAGUGUUGCCAGUCUUGGGGGACAAGUUGGACUUGAUUUCUGUCUUCUUGAGUAUACAGGUGUCAUUUCAGCCGAUAUGGUAGACACUUGUGGACCGCAGAAUAACGGACUGAAUACGUCUACAUCUUUUUCAAAUAGUCGAUCAACACCUGUGGGUGUGUGUCUCUAUGAAUCCAUUGAUCAGGCAGAGUGUCCGUCGCUAUACGACUCGCACAGACUUGAGCGGGCUUCAGUAUCUAAAUGUGGCUUUAUCUUUCGUCCUCACGUGGAUGACGGAGUUGUGGAAGUUACAUUUGUGUGCAGCAUUCGACAACCGCCUGGAGUGCGUGCAAAACGACGCUGGAAUCGUGCGCUGCUGGCACAUUGGGCGCAGUCUGUGAGUGGUAUUGAAGAGGCCAUUAGUCGUCGACGCAUCUCGAAGGAACUGACGAAACGACGAGUGCCCACGUGGGUAAACGAUAAAGACCGCGCAUGCUGCCAUUUGUGUCUAAAGACGUUUACUAAUACGCGACGUAAGCAUCACUGUCGAGCGUGUGGAGAGAUUAUUUGUCGCGCUUGUAGUGUAUACAAGAGUGUGGAUUUGCAGUCUGUGGGGCUCACUACACUCCGAGUGUGUAAAGCUUGCAUGGAUGGUACGUCGGCUACUUUGGCCGGAUACGAGAAGGAGGAGGCAAAUCUAAAGGCUGCGGCAGCAGUGGCUGUUGCUGCCAAAAGUGUAACAGGUGACGGCGUUGCGUUGCCAGAAGGUGUAGACAACGCUAUUCUGCGAGACGCGGUGGAGGAAUACGCCUUGGCUCUUCCAGGUGCCCAAGUUUCCACGGUGCCGGAUCUAGUUGGUAUUGCAUGGCUGCAGCAGUUGGCAACACGAGACCAAGAGAGCAAGGAUAUGGUAAAUGCGUUAAUGGAGCGACUUCGGAUAGAUUUUCAGGGGAAGGAUGAUGGCGGAACGACCGAGGAGCAGGUAGACAUUUACGACACUCUUUGCGACCUAGCUGCGCAGACUUUGGCGUGCAAAUAUGCUGUCGUUAGUCUGGUAGACGAGAAUCGCCAGUGGUUCAAGAGUGCUGUAAACGUUAAAGAGUCUGAGGUGCCGCGUGACUUUAGCUUUUGUGAAUAUCCAGUGCGUGAUCAACGACCACUUGUGGUGAUGGACACUUUGCGGGACCCACGAUUCAAGACGAACCCGUUCGUCACUGGUCCACUCGGUGUGCGAUUUUUAGCUGGAGCACCUCUUUUUACGGUGGACAAUGAAUGUGUUGGUGCAGUGUGUGUGCUGGACACGGCACCUCGUGAAUCGCUGCAGGAGUCGCAGAUCGCAACUAUGCAGAAUUUGGCACACCUGGCGAUGGUUAUGGUGCAGGAGCGACGAGAGGCUCAGAGUAAAGUUGCGCGUGCCAUGGUAUCAUCUCAGUUGGUGCCGGCGCGUCAGAACGGUGGUCAAAUUACUAAUACUGCUGGAUCCUCGGAUCUCGUGCCACUCAGCAGCUACUCAGAGACGUCCAUGGUCAUACAGGGUCGGACACAGCAGAAGGAAGAUCUGGCACUCAAGGAGCAGAUGAUUCAGUUGCUGCAGAAGGCAUCACAGGUACGCGACCAGGUGAAUUUGCAGACACACAAGCAGCAGGCAGGGCUCCAGAGCUCUGCCGAAUAG
Peronospora belbahrii is the source of this 2049-nucleotide messenger RNA. NCBI's taxonomy places the organism in Eukaryota, Oomycota, Peronosporomycetes, Peronosporales, Peronosporaceae. The record is from the annotation of a GenBank genome assembly.